AUGAGACGUCAGAGAUUAAACUGCGAGCGCACCAGCAGGGCCUCGCGCGCCGCUGGUGCAUCGCUGCGCCGACCCCCUGCCGACCCAGAUGCUGGUCGCUGUGCUGCGGAGGGCAGAGGUGAUGGUUGUGGUUAUCGAGGUGGUGAUGCUUGUCGUGGUGGUGGUAGUGGUGGUGGUGGUGGUAGUGGUAGUGGCAGCGGCGGCGGCGGCAGCGUCAGCGGCGGCCCGUCUGCGGGCUGGCUGGUCUGGCGAGGCCGGGUCACGGGCGCGCCGGCGCCGGCGGCCGAGGGGCGGGAGGCGGGAGGGGGCCGUCUGGCGGAGCGUCUAGACGGUGCGACAGAGAGCGCGGGCGGCCGCCGCCGUCGCCCCACUUUCCCCUCGCGGCCGUCUGGCGGCGGCAGACACAGCCGCGCUGCCCGCCGCCCAGACACAGCCGCUCGGCGCGCCGCCGCGCACGCCGGUCGAUCGCCAGCCCGCUGCUACGGCGCCCACGUCAUCGUCCCCCCAAACUCGCUCCGGCGCGGCGGCACCGGCGCUCGAAUUUCAUUGCAAUAG
This is a messenger RNA of Schistocerca serialis cubense, 555 nucleotides long. Its product is annotated as loricrin-like. Bases 1 to 555 code for a protein of 184 amino acids. The transcript has 3 exons. Lineage: Eukaryota; Metazoa; Arthropoda; Insecta; Orthoptera; Acrididae. The record is from RefSeq and is a predicted model, not a curated record.